CGCCGCGUUAGGGUGCGCAUCCAGGCGGCCACAGCGCUCCUCACAACACCUCUCUGCUGCUGGCAUGGACCCGUCGCUCGCGCCCACGCUCGCCCUCGGCGGCGGCGGCGGCGACGACGCGCGCAAGCGCCCAGGCCACCCUGCAGGCCAGGCCGCCUGCCGCGGCGCAAAGGCGCAGAGAACAGACGCCACGAUGGUGGUUGACCCGGACGAGCGCGCGCACGAGUCGACCGAAGCCUUUGGCCAGCUGACGCCGGUCCAGAAGGCCGUCAUCCGCCGCAUGCUGCCGCUGCUCGACACCGAGACAGACUCGGUGGUGAUCACCAACCCGCUGGUCGCAAACACGCCAAUCGUGCACGUGACGCAGGCCUGGCAGGCCAUGUGCGGGUACACGACGCGCCAGGCGUGCGGGCAGAACCCGCGGCUGACGCAGGGCGAGGGCACCUGCAAGGGCACCAUCCAGGCGCUCGGCAACGCGCUCAGCCUGCGGCAGCCGUGCCGCGUGCGGUUGCUGAACUACCGCGGGUACAACCGGGAGCCCUUCUGGAACUGCCUGACGGUGCACCCGGUGUUUCACAAGCGCGAGCUGGUGCUAUACGCGGCGCGACUCCAGGACUACUCCUACCGCCUCAACCGCCUCGUCUCGGUCAGCCCCGUCCAGUUCUGCAAGUCGGACCCGUCGCUCUCGUGCCGCAUCUCCCUCGCAAAGCUCGGGUCGGCGGGCGCUCUGGCGCGGCCGAUGCCGCCCUCGAUCUGCGUCGGGCGGAUAGAGGAGCUCGACUCGGGUGCCGAUGACAGCGUCGCGUCCGACGCCGGAGCCGCGCGUUCCGAGGGGGCGUCGUCGGCCUCUUCCGUCAAUGGGUCCACGUCCUCAUCUGCCGGCGCAGACUCUGAUGUGGACGGCGAGGGGGAGGUGAUCCCGUGCGUUCCGCUGCCGCUGGUGAAGCGGCUCGCGUUCCCGCGCCUGGCGCUCGAGCCCGAGUACUUGCGCGACCGGCUGCAGGACGAGUGCGCCCAGCUCGAUUGGCAGUGCCACACGACGGAGAUCCAGGCGAGCGGACACGAGUUGGUGCGCCUGGAGCUCUUCCAGCAGCGACCGGGCACGGCGGACGUGGGCGUGCGCGCGCUCGUGCACGUGCUGCCCGAGCAAGAGGCGGGCGUCUACUCGCUCCACAUCACGAGGCUGAGUGGCGACACCUUUGCCUACCACGCGCUCUUCCGCCAGCUGCGCCAGCGCCUGCACGACAUCGUCGCGCCACAAGCCGCCUACCCCGUCGCGGCGUGCGGGAUGAGCUAGCGGAUGCCUCGAUUGGGAACGAGGCGCCCACGAGCGAGCGGGUGGGGAGAGCCGAGCUGGCCGCUGGCCGCCGGCCAAUUUUGUGUACUUCGAGCCUCCUCUGAGAGGAGAACAACUGUCGUCCCGCCCCCACUUCCCUACCCCUCCCCUUCGCGUCGGCUGUGCUGCGUUCUGCAGUCAGAGAGUGGGAGUCACGCCAGCUCUGCUGACAUCCGCUCUCAUGUUUGCGCGUCUGGCGAGUGGAGAGACGUCCUGAGAGUGGUCUCGAUGUCAGAGAAUAUGUGCGAGAGAGGGCCCCUGCGCCACGCCGAUGAGGCGUUGGUGAGGGGCAAAAUCUAGAGUAGACGAAUAUUGCUUUCGAAAA
Messenger RNA from Emiliania huxleyi CCMP1516, 1661 nucleotides. RefSeq lists its product as hypothetical. NCBI's taxonomy places the organism in Eukaryota, Haptophyta, Isochrysidales, Noelaerhabdaceae. The record is from RefSeq and is a predicted model, not a curated record. Gene Ontology annotation, cellular component: nucleus. The coding region runs from base 65 to 1297 and encodes 410 amino acids. The transcript has 3 exons.